AUGGGUGACAAGUUUCUUUACUGUUAUGACUGUGGGAAAUGUUUUCUUCGUAAAUCAGACCUUGUCACACAUUACCGAUCUCACAUGGGGGAGAAACCAUAUUCCUCUUUUAGGUCUAGAAAAUGUUUUUCACAGAUGUCCAGUAUAUUUAGACAUCAGAGAUUUCACCCAGGGGAGAAGCCGUACUCCUGUCCUGAGUGUGGGAAAUGUUUUUCAAAGAAGUCCCAUCUAAACGCACAUCAGAGGUCUCACACGGGCGAGAAGCCGUAUUUCUGUUCGGAGUGUGGAAAACAUUUUUCACGGAAGUCAAAUCUGACCGUACAUCAGAUAUGCCACACGGGUGAAAAACCAUUUUCCUGUCUUGAGUGUAUGAAAUGUUAUCCACGGAAAUCAGACCUUGUUAGACAUCAAAGAUCUCACACGGGGGAGAAGCCGUAUUCCUGUCACGAGUGCGGGAAAUCUUACUCAAGGAAAUCAGACCUUGUCAUACAUCAAAGAUCUCACACAGGGGAGAAGCCGUAUUCCUGUCCUGUGUGCGGGAAGUGUUUUUCACAGAAGUCCAUCAAAGGACAAGAAAAGCCAAAGUCCGCGCUGCCGGAGUAUACUGAUGAUGAUGUCCCCGAGAACCGGGCCGCUCCCGUCACACCACGUUCAGAUUUAAGUCCCUCCCCCGCUGUAUUAGUAGAGGGGGAUGGUGCCGGAAUUCAGAAGAAGAAGACCUUUUCCUGCCCCGAGUGCGGGGAAAGUUUUACCUCUGAUCAAGGUCUUUCUGUACAUAAGAGGUCUCACACGGGUGGGAAGCUUCUUUCCUGUUCUGAGUGUGGAAAAUAUUUUCUUUAUAAAUCAGAACUUGUCACACAUUACAGAUCUCACACGGGGGAGAAGCCAUAUUCCUGCCCUCAGUGCGGAAAGUGUUUUACACGGAGAACAAACUUACUUGGACAUCAGAGAUGUCACACGGGGGAGAAGCCAUAUUCCUGUCCUGAGUGUGGAAAAUGUUUUUCAGAGAAGUCCUAUCUCAUUACGCAUCAAAGGUUUCAUACAGGUGAGAAGCCUUAUGUUUGCCCCCAGUGUGGAAAAAGUUAUACACACAAAUCAAACCUUGUUAUACAUCAAAGAUCUCAUACGGGGGAGAAGCCGUAUUCCUGCCCUGAGUGUGGAAAAUGUUUUUCACAGAGGUCCUAUCUGAAAACACAUGAGAGUUCCCAUACGGGUGAGAAGCUGUAUUCCUGUUCCGAGUGUGGAAAAUGUUUUUCAAGGAAGUCCAGUCUUAUUGAACAUCAGAAAUGCCACACAGGGGAAAAGCUGUUCUCCUGCUCUGAGUGCGGGAAAUGUUACGCACGGAAAUCAGAACUUGUUUUGCAUCAAAGAUAUCACACAGGAGAGAAGCCGUAUUCCUGCCCCGAGUGUGGAAAAUGUUUCCCACAGAAGUCCAGUCUCAACAUACAUCAGAGGUCUCACACAGGUGAGAAGCCGUAUUCCUGUCCUGAAUGCGGGAAGUGCUUUUCACGCAAGUUCAAUCUUACUAAACAUCAGAUAAGUCACACACGUCCGAAGUUGUAUUCCUGCUCCGAGUGUGAGAAAAGUUAUCCUCGGAAAUCAGAACUUGUUUUACACCAAAAAACUCACACAGGGGGGAAGCCAUAUUCCUGUUCUUAA
Messenger RNA from Nanorana parkeri, 1659 nucleotides. RefSeq names its product zinc finger protein OZF-like. Bases 1 to 1659 code for a protein of 552 amino acids. Gene Ontology annotation, biological process: regulation of transcription by RNA polymerase II. NCBI's taxonomy places the organism in Eukaryota, Metazoa, Chordata, Amphibia, Anura, Dicroglossidae. Gene Ontology annotation, molecular function: DNA-binding transcription factor activity, RNA polymerase II-specific; RNA polymerase II cis-regulatory region sequence-specific DNA binding. The transcript has 4 exons. The record is from RefSeq and is a predicted model, not a curated record.